Molecule: messenger RNA, 2165 nt
Organism: Anopheles nili
Lineage: Eukaryota; Metazoa; Arthropoda; Insecta; Diptera; Culicidae
Gene: shop
Product: sulfite oxidase, mitochondrial
Exons: 5
Coding region: 184-1905 (573 amino acids)
Cellular component (GO): mitochondrion
Molecular function (GO): molybdenum ion binding; oxidoreductase activity
Source: RefSeq, a predicted model, not a curated record
ACCAAUUUGAACCAGUUUCAUUCACUUAAUAACUUAAUUUAAAUCAAGUAAGGUAUUCAAGCUGCAGAUAAAAAGUAUUGCACUUCUGUUUCCCAUCUCCAGCAAAAGUGCCCCCCAUCGUUGAAUGAUACAGCGUGUUGAUACAAACCGGUUUUAACAUAGCUGCCAAAAAAAAAACGAAACAUGUUUUCGUGCAAAAUUCUCCUAACAAACAGGCGCCACAUUUUACAAACUACCAUUUGUAGAGCGGCUUCAAUUGCCAAGGGUAAUGCUGCAAUCGACAAAAGAGCCACCGCAGUGCAAAAGCCACCGAUGCAACAGGAGCAUCACUCAAGCGGCAAUGGCUCUUUUGAUAGUGUGUUAUCUGCGACAGCCGUCAUCUUUGGAGGAUCAUUGCUGACAUAUUUGAUAACGGAAAAGAUAAAAAACGAUUCGGCAAAAAUUUACGCAAAAGAAGUGUCGCUCGAUGAAAUCCGUAAAGCCCACGAUGCGGUACGCAAAGAUUUACCCGAAUACACGAUGGAUGAAAUCGUUAAGCACAAUUCACCAUCCUCCGGCAUAUGGGUUACGUACGGCGUCGGUGUGUACGAUAUCACCAAGUUCGUGCCCAAGCAUCCUGGCAGCGAUAAGGUGAUGCUUGCCGCUGGCGGAGCUAUCGAUCCAUUUUGGCACAUUUUCCAACAGCACAACACCGAGGAAGUGCUGUCGUUGUUGGAAUCCUUCCGGAUCGGUAAUUUGCGGCCGGAUGAUGUUGUUGGCACGAAGGACUUGCACGAUCCCUGGUCAACGGAACCCAAACGGCAUCCCAUUCUCAAGCCGGCAACGUUGAAGCCGUUCAAUGCUGAACCACCGGCGUCCAUUCUCGUCGACAGCUUUGUGACGCCAACUCAAUUUUUCUACGUACGCAACCAUCUGCCCGUACCGGAUGUAGACGUGAAAAGCUACGAGCUGGAGUUGGAGAACGAAAAGACAGGCAAAGGGAAAACGAUCCAUUUCAAAGACAUCCUCAACUAUCCCAAGCACUCCGUUACGGCGACAAUCAUGUGCGGUGGCAACCGUAGAAGUGAAAUGAUGGACGUCAAACCGAUCAAAGGUCUGCCCUGGGGAGCGGCAGCCGUCGGCAAUGCAGAAUGGAGCGGUGCAAAACUAUGCGACGUGCUGCGGGACAUGGGCGUUCGCGAAGGGGACGACGAAGGACACGUGCAGUUCGAGGGUCUAGACACGGAUCCAACCAGCACACCGUACGGUGCCUCUAUUCCGCUGGCAAAGGCGAUGGAUCCGCGGGGUGACGUGAUCCUGGCGUACGAAAUGAAUGGUCAACCGUUAAACCGCGACCAUGGUUACCCAAUCCGUGUGAUUGUACCAGGCGUGGUGGGCUCGCGGAACGUAAAAUGGCUCGGAAAAAUCGUCGUCUCGCGGAACGAAAGCACCUCGCACUGGCAGCAGAACGAUUACAAAUCGUUCAGUCCAAGCACCGACUGGGAUACGGUUGAUUUCAAAACCGCACCAGCCAUUCAAAACAUGCCGGUCACGUCAGCUAUUUGUACGCCCGCGACGGGUGAAAAAUUGGCCGGAAAGGAUGGAUUCGUUACGGUCAAGGGAUACGCUUGGUCCGGAGGUGGAUCCGCUAUCGUGAGGGUCGACGUUAGCGCUGAUGGUGGGAAAACGUGGACCGUAGCUAAGCUCGAUGAGACGGAAAAAGGUACCGGUCCAGGACGCCACUGGUCGUGGUCCUUAUGGUCCGCAGACGUCCCUGUUAAACCUGGACAGAAGGGUGCAGUAGAGAUCCUGUCCAAAGCCGUCGAUAGCAACUACAACACGCAACCGGAAUCAUUUACCAACAUAUGGAACCUUCGCGGCGUCGUCGGUAAUGCAUACAGUCGCGUGAAAGUUACUAUCAAUUAGCGGACAAUGGAAUUAUCUCAUUUAUCUUUUUGGUGCGCGAAACAUUACGAUGAGGAUUUGUGAAUGUGAGAAAAUUAUAUGCAAAAUUGGUAGAACUCUAAGGAUAUAAGCUCCUCUUUUUUUUUGGGAGCUUUAACACGCACUACAGCUAAGCUGUUCAGUUAUAUACAUGAACGACUAAGUCGUUAAUGGGAAUUGCAAUAAAGUGUAACGAAUACGAAAAUUUUGAUACUUGUUUUAGAGAUUAUGGCUUGGUGCAA